Eimeria mitis is the source of this 2901-nucleotide messenger RNA. RefSeq lists its product as uncharacterized. Gene Ontology annotation, biological process: regulation of transcription by RNA polymerase II. The coding region runs from base 1 to 2901 and encodes 966 amino acids. The record is from RefSeq and is a predicted model, not a curated record. The transcript has 3 exons. Gene Ontology annotation, molecular function: transcription coregulator activity. Gene Ontology annotation, cellular component: nucleus; SWI/SNF complex. Lineage: Eukaryota; Apicomplexa; Conoidasida; Eucoccidiorida; Eimeriidae.
AUGCUCAGCUCGCGCAUCUGCCGCCUCACCAGCAUAAGAGAAGUCAGCAGCUGCAGCAACAGCGGCAGAAGAGCAGCAGCUGCAACGGAAAAGGCGCAACAGCUGCUGCGACAGCAGCAGCAGCAGCAGCAGCAGCAGCAGCAGCAGCAGCAACUGAGGGCCUCGCAACAGCCCCCCGUCAUCAGCUGCUUCUUCUAUGCAGCAACGGAGAUGCAGCAGCAGCAGCAGCAGCGGCUGCAGCCGCUGCCACCAGAACUAGAUCCGCAGCAGCAGCAGCAGCAGCAGCAGCAGCAGCAGAUGUUGUCGUUGUCUCAAGAUGCGGAGGGACAACAGCAGCAGCAGCAGCAGCAGCAGCAGCAGCACAAACUGCAGCAGCAGCAACAACAGCAGCAGCAGUUGAACGGGAAGCUUCCUGCUCCUGUUCCUGCUGCUGCUGCUGCUGCUGCUGCUGCUGCUAAGACAGCUGAGUCUGUUGGGGGGCCCCUGCAGCAGAUGGUGAGGGAGGUGCUGCAGCAGCAGCAGCAAACCGACAUAGCCCUUCUAGCCGAGAGUCUGAAGUGUCUCGAUGCUCACGGCUGGCAGCAGCAGCAGCAGCAGCAGCAGCAGCAGCAGCAGCAGCAGGAGCAGCAGCGGGCUCCUGCAGCAGCAGCAGCAGCAGCAGCAGCAGCUGGGCUUGCAACGACUGCGCGUAUGUCUCUGUUUGUGAGGCGGCAGCGGCUUGGGGUGUAUAGACAGCAGCUCGAAGCAUUCAGGCGUGUGUCUCCGUUGCUGCUGCUGCUGCAGCAAGCAGCAGAAGAGCUGCGUGCUGCUCUGGGUGCUGCACUGAAUCGUCUCAGCAGCAACAGGCAGCAGCUGCUGCCGCUGCUGCAGCAGCUGCUGCAGCUGCGGCAGCAGCAGCAGCAACUCACAGACAAAGAAAACCUCUGUCUCCACAUCCUCAAUCGUCUCUGUCUCCCGCAGCAAACACUAAACAAUAUCACCGGCCCCUUGCCGCAGCAGGAACCAGCAGCAGCAGAGCAGCAGCAGCAGCAGCAGCAGCAGCAGCAGCAGGCAGAUGUAGUGUCUAGGGAGCUGCAGGCCACGCGUUCAGCACUGGUUGAGGUGCAGCAAAAGAAACUGCUGCUGCAGCAACUAGCAGCAGCAGCAGCAGCAGAACCACCAGCACCAGAAGCAUCAACGGAAACAGCAGCAGCAGCAGCAGCAGCAGCAGCAGCAGCAGCAGCAGCAAAGCCAUUCCCCCUGAUCGAGAGUUUGCUGCGACAGAUGAAGGAGCUGGAAGACAUGGGGCACGAGAGGCUCUACUUGCUGCUGCUGAUGCGGCUGCAGCAACUAGCAGCAACAGCAACAGCAGCAGCACCACCAGGAGCAGCAGCAGCAGCAGCAGCAGAAAGUGCAGCAGCCGCCUCGGCCUUCCAAGCGCUCCUUGACCUCGCGCAGCAGCAGCAGCAGCAGCAGCAGCAGCAGCAGCAUAACCCGGAGGGAGCAGCAGCAGCAUCAACAACAGCAACUACUACAACAACCGCAGCAGCACCAGCAGCAAACGCUGCAGCAGCAGCAGCAGCAGCAGCUGCUGCUGCUGCUGCUGCUGCUGAACGCAGAAAGGUGAGCCUGGGGGCUGAGUAUGAGCGCAGCUGCGUCUUGUGGGGGGCCCUCACAGAGCUGUACAUACACCCCGCGUAUCUGCUGCAGUGUGUGCAGCAGCUGCUGCGGUUGCGGCGUCAGUUGCUGCAGCAGCAGCUGCAGCAGCAACAGUUUGAGGGGCCCUAUUGGGGGGCCCCCUUCAACCUAUUUGCUGCUAAGGAAACGGGGGGCCCCCUCGCCUCUGUGCUGCGGUGGCUGCCUCGUGCUGCUGCAGCAGAAGGUGCUGUCUUUGUCUCCUUGCUGCAGCUGCUGUUUGCGCGUGGAGGUGCAGCAGCCCUGGGAAUCGAGCAACAGCAGCAGCAACAGCAGCAGCAGCAGCACCACGAACAGCAGCAGCAGCAGCAGCAGCAGCAGCAACACAGCGGAGCAUCUGCGGCUGACGCUCUCAACACAGCUGAGGCGGGGGCGGCAGAAGCAGCAGAAAGGCCUCCUGUUUUCUUUCAGCAGCAGCAGCAGCAGCAGCAGCAGCAGCAGCAGCAACAGCAGCAGCAGCAGCAGGAGGUGCUGCAGGAGAGGAGCUGGCUGCCACUAUCUGACGCAGCAAUCCUCCCUGCUGAGGCGAGCAGAAGUGCUGCUGCUGCUGCUGCUAUGCAGCAGCUGCUGCAGCCUCUGGCGCUGCUGGACGCGGCCCUUGAGGCCCUUGAGGGUCCCCUUGCUGCUCAGGUUGCAGCAGCUCUCAGCGCCUGCAGCAGCAGCAGCAGCAGCAGCAGCAGCAGCAGCAGCUGUGGCAUCCCCGCACUAAAAGUUGGUUUUCUUCUGGAGCAAGCAGCAGCAGCAACGGAGCGCGCUGUUGCUGCUGCUGUCGCAGAGUCUCCUCAGAUUCGUCUGCAGCAGCAGCAGCAGCAGCAGCAACAGCAGCAGCAACAGCAGCAGCAGCAGCUGCUGCUGCUGCAUCGUCAGCCGUUGCUUGUGCGUUUCCUACUGGAGACGUCAAGCCAGGCCUUAGAUAAAUUUGAGCAGCAGUGGGAGGCGUCGGCGCUGCUGCUGCCGCAGCACACAGCAGCAACAGCAGCAGCAGCAGCAGCAGAGUGGGCUGCUGCAGUUGAAGGGAGCCUAGGACACAGCAGCAGCAGCAGCAGCAGCAGCAGCAGCAGCAGCAGCAGGAACCUUCCUCCCUUUCUGACGUCUUUUGCUGCGCGCCUGCAGGACCUGCUGCUGGCGUACGCGUCUUGUCUGCCCCCGCAGCAGCAGCAGCAGCAGCAGGAGCAGCAGCAAGAGCAGCAGCAGCAGCAGCAGCAAUCAGCUCCUGUGUCUUUGUAA